Molecule: messenger RNA, 3309 nt
Organism: Megalopta genalis
Lineage: Eukaryota; Metazoa; Arthropoda; Insecta; Hymenoptera; Halictidae
Gene: TM9SF2
Product: transmembrane 9 superfamily protein member 2
Biological process (GO): protein localization to membrane
Cellular component (GO): membrane
Source: RefSeq, a predicted model, not a curated record
GUUUGUCGAUGACGUGUAUUAUGGCAGUGAUGGCAGUAUAGUGUCCGAUGUUUUCCACGUUAAGGAAAUUUAGAAUGAACAAUAGCAAUACGAUGGAAAGAAUGACAUUAGUGUGGUUGUUAUCUGUGUUAUGCACAAUCCAGAGCAGCCAGGCCUUCUAUUUGCCAGGUCUAGCGCCUGUCAAUUACUGCAAGAAGGACGAAAGUUUAAAGUCGUGCAAAUCCGAAGUUAAGCUAUAUGUUAAUCGUUUGAACACAGAAAGAUAUGUGAUUCCAUACGAAUAUCAUCACUUUGAUUUUUGUCCAUCCGAUGAAAGUCAGAGUCCUGUUGAAAAUUUAGGACAGGUUGUUUUUGGUGAACGUAUAAGACCUUCCCCUUAUAAGAUAUCGUUCUUAGAAAAUGUACAAUGUGGUGUUGCUUGCACGAAAACAUAUAAGGGAGGAGAUGAAGAAUCGGAUGAGAAGUUAGAUUUUUUAAAGAGAGGAAUGGCACUCAACUAUCAACAUCACUGGAUAGUCGACAACAUGCCAGUUACCUGGUGUUAUCAGUUAGAGGAUGAUCGACAGUAUUGUAGUACUGGAUUUCCAAUGGGCUGCUUUUGUACAGAACCUAGAUCUCAACAAGAUACCUGCAGCAUUAAUGUUGCAUAUAAUAAACGAGACACAUACUACUUGUUUAAUCAUGUAGAUCUUGUGAUCGAAUACCAUAGUGGUGCCGAGGAGGAAUGGGGCUCUGCAUUUAAAGAAAAUGGCGGUCGAAUAAUCUCUGUUAAAGUGAUUCCUCGCAGUAUCAAGCACGGCAGUACCCCCAAUUGCGACAGUAAAGAACCUCUAGAAAUACCGCGUGAACCGCUUCGUGUUGAUUCCGUUUUACCCGUCACCUAUACGUAUUCCGUGACGUUUCACCCGAAUAGCUCGAUCAAGUGGUCGUCCAGAUGGGACUACAUUCUAGAAUCCAUGCCACACACAAAUAUUCAGUGGUUUAGUAUUCUUAAUUCAUUGAUAAUCGUUCUGUUUCUUUCUGGCAUGGUCGCUAUGAUAAUGCUUCGAACGUUGCACAAGGACAUUGCAAGAUAUAAUCAGAUAGAAUCAGGAGAAGACGCACAGGAAGAGUUUGGCUGGAAAUUGGUCCACGGUGACGUAUUUCGACCUCCUCGCAAGGGAAUGCUACUCUCUGUUUUACUUGGCUCUGGCGUACAAGUAUUUUGCAUGACACUUGUAACACUGGCGUUUGCUUGCUUGGGAUUCUUGUCCCCGGCUAACAGAGGAGCAUUAAUGACUUGUGCUAUGGUUUUGUACGUUUGCCUCGGUAUCAUUGCCGGUUACGUGUCCACCAGAAUAUAUAAGAGCUUCGGUGGGGAGAAAUGGAAAUCAAACAUAUUACUUACAUCCAUGCUGAGUCCUGGAAUUGUAUUCAGUUUAUUCUUUGUAAUGAACUUGAUUUUCUGGGCAAAUGGAAGUUCAGCCGCUGUACCAUUCAGUACUCUUAUCGCUCUUUUGGCUCUUUGGUUCGGAGUGUCGUUACCAUUGACAUUCAUCGGUGGUUAUUUUGGCUUUAGAAAAAGAUCUUUAGAGCAUCCCGUAAGGACCAAUCAGAUUCCCAGACAAAUACCAGAACAAAGUUUUUAUACACAACCAAUACCCGGUGUUAUAAUGGGAGGAGUACUACCAUUUGGGUGUAUAUUUAUACAAUUAUUCUUUAUACUUAAUUCCUUGUGGUCGAGCCAAGUAUAUUAUAUGUUUGGAUUUCUUUUCUUGGUAUUUCUUAUUCUCGUUAUCACAUGCUCAGAAACGACGAUUUUACUUUGCUAUUUCCAUCUUUGCGCGGAGGAUUACCACUGGUGGUGGCGCAGUUUCUUGACAUCGGGCUUUACCGCUUUUUAUUUAUUAGUUUACUGUAUACAUUUCUUCAUGACUAAAUUGGACAUCGAAGAUGCUACGUCUACGUUCCUCUAUUUUGGCUAUACUUGUAUUAUGGUUUUCUUAUUCUUCCUGUUGACAGGUUCAAUCGGUUUCUUCGCCUGCUUUUGGUUCGUGCGCAAAAUUUACAGCGUUGUCAAGGUCGAUUAAUGUAUCAGCGAAUGAUACUUAUUGAAAUAAAGUGAAUGUGGUAUGAGUAAGUAACAACUGAUGUGGAUGAUUGUACGAGCUCUUUUUACGCUAGAGAGUAUUACUUCAAAAAGAAGGAACCAAUAAUUUAAUCUGCGUUUCCGAAUUUUUAUCGGCACUGUUUACUCUCUCUUACAGGUUUCUAUAAAAUAUUAUGAAGCGACGAUGUGACAGGCAUUUGUACAGAAGCUUAUUCUAAUUUAUGAAUAUUCUAAAAACCUGUAAGACAAUGUAAUAUGGCAAAUGAUUAAUUUGUUAUCAUAUCGAAACAUGUGUAUAAAAAUCUCGAAUCAGGUCAUUAAUCAUUUGUUUUGUUGCCUGAGAAUGACGCGAAUUGAUCAAUGCAAUCACGGUUGAAUUAUUCUCUGAUACGAGUCUUUUUGAUAAUGUAGCAGACGUAUCGACGUUACAAAGAUACGUUUAUACAUGUUACAAACGAAUUAUGUAAUCCAGGUGUAACAUCUAAUCGAUAGAGUACUCUAUAUCGUAAGCGCGUAAUUAAAACCACCAGUCUACAAUGUAAAUAACAAAACAUUUUUUGUCGUAUAUUCAAUUUGCCAAGUAUUUCAUAAACUUCUGGAUCGUAAAUUAUAAUUGUAACGUAUAUACGCAUUUUCUACCAAGUUUAUGAUAAAGGAUCCUUUGUAGUCUAACACUUUGGUGUUAUUUUGUAAACUGAAUGUAACGUGAUAUACCGGAACAAUCAUUUACAAGCGCUAAGAAAUUCCUCUUCGAAGGUACAUUCUUUUGAGAAUAUCGAUCGCAUCAAAAAAAAAAGUGCGAUAGACCACAAAGGAUACAUUUCGUAUAGCUUAGUACAGUUUGAUUUUUUUUUCUUGUUCCGACUAAGCUUGUAGGUGUAAAAAAAUGUAUUUUCUCGCGUGAUACUUGCGAAAAAAGUAUUAAACCUUGUACAUUAUGUUACCAAGUUUUAUUUGAAACAUGGAAAAGUAUCUCUCGAAAGUAACGUCGGGAAUUUUAGUUUAAUAGCAGAAAGAUACAUAGUGUACAAACUGAUCAUUAAUUCCAAUGGCGAACUUGAAAAUUUUGGUUCUUUUUCUACCAAUAGUAGUUGUGACUGAAAUAUUUUUUAAUUAAUAGCUGACAUGCACACAUCUUGUAAUUCGUGAAUUUUGUAAAUUAAAGCAAUUACAACGUUAGCAUUAAUAAUGUUAAUAUAAAUAAAGAUCGAGUAAGUUUA